Gracilinanus agilis (Agile Gracile Mouse Opossum) is the source of this 2775-nucleotide messenger RNA. Its product is annotated as zinc finger protein 252-like. The record is from RefSeq and is a predicted model, not a curated record. The transcript has 5 exons. Gene Ontology annotation, biological process: negative regulation of transcription by RNA polymerase II. NCBI's taxonomy places the organism in Eukaryota, Metazoa, Chordata, Mammalia, Didelphimorphia, Didelphidae. Gene Ontology annotation, molecular function: DNA-binding transcription repressor activity, RNA polymerase II-specific. The coding region runs from base 1 to 2775 and encodes 924 amino acids.
AUGGCGAGUCCUCCCGGAAGCCUAGAGCGGUCCUGGGUGCUCCCCAGACCCGGAUUAGGCGCUGGAGGCCCGGGCGGCACUUCCGGUCCGGGUGGUCUGGCGCCCAAAGGGAGAGCGGUUCGGGGGCUGCGGGUCGGUUCAGACUCUGCCUCUGUAGUCGGGGACCCCGGCGCGGAGGGUUCACUUGAUCCCUCUGAUCCUGCCCAACUCCCAGAGUGGAGCCUGGGAGACCAAGAAAUAGCAGUUGAGUCCUUGCCUGCUAGACUCCCGACAUCUCUGAUGUUCAAGGAUGUGGCUGUGUACCUUACCCGGGAGGAGUGGGACUGUCUUGGCCCUGCCCAGAGGAACCUCUAUAGGGAUGUAAUGCUGGAGAAUUAUGGAAACCUGGUCUCGUUGGGAUUCUCAGUAUCCAAACCUGAUGUGAUUUCCCAGUUGGAAAAAGGGGAAGAGCCUUGGGUCCUGGACCCACAGGGAGCUGGAGAGAGAGAGAUCCUAAAAAGUGAAUUUUCAGAUUGUGAGACCAAAACUGAAAAGAAAGAAUUGUCUCCAAGACAAAAAAUACCAGAAAAAAUGGAAUUACAGGGGAUGAUGCUAGGAAGAUGCAAGGGACCUGAGUUUGGAGAGCCCUGUAAAACUGAGAAUCAAUUAGAAAAACAUUGGGAAAAACCUGUGGUGGGAGUCCUGAGGAAAUCCCUUUCCCUGGAAAUAAAUUGCAAGCCAGUGACAGUGAUCUCCAUGAAAACCUCUACGAGAGCGAAAGGUCAGGAAUGUAAUGAAUUUGGAAGGCGCUUAAAUCUGACUUCAAAACGUGUUAAACACCAGCGGGUUCCAAGAAGCGAGAAGAUCCAUCAAUGUGCAACUUGUGGCCAAACUUUCAAAAAGAAUUCAGAUCUUAUUAAUCAUCAGAGUAUCCAUACAAGAGGGAAAGCUUAUAAACUUAAUAUGUAUGGAAAAAUACCCAGACAGAGUUCAAUUACUAUUGAACAUCAACAACUUCACAACCCAGAGAAACUCUAUGAGUGUAAUGAAUGUGGAAAAGCUUUUAGCCAGAACAGAACACUUAUCCAGCAUGAGAGAAUUCAUACUGGAGAGAAACCCUAUGAGUGUGGUGAAUGUGGAAAAACUUUUAGCCGCAGUUCUAUCCUAACUAAACAUCAGAGGAUACACACUGGUGAGAGACCCUACAAAUGUAAUGAAUGUGGAAAAGCCUUCAGUGCUCGUUCAUACUUUUUUCAACAUCGUAAAAUUCAUAGUGGAGAGAAACCCUAUGAGUGUAAUGACUGUGGGAAGGCCUUUAGUACUCGAUCAUCAUUUAUUCAACAUGGUAAAAUUCAUACUGGAGAGAAACCUCAUGAAUGUCAUCAGUGUGGGAAAGCCUUUAGUCAUAGUUCUAACCUUAUUCAUCAUCAGAGAAUUCAUACUGGAGAAAAACCCUAUAAGUGUAAAGAAUGUGAGAAAACCUUUAGUAGGCACUCACAUCUUAUUCAACACCAGAGAAUUCACACUGGAGAAAAACCAUAUGAGUGUAAUGACUGUGGAAAAGCCUUUAGUGCACGUUUAUCCCUUAUUCAGCAUCAGAGAAUUCAUACUGGAGAGAAACCAUAUGAGUGUAAUGAAUGUGGCAAAACAUUCAGCCUAAAUCGAACCCUUAUUGUGCACCAAAGGAUUCACACUGGGGAGAAACCUUAUGAAUGUAAUGAAUGUGGGAAGUCCUUCAGUCAGCGCUCACAAGUUAUUCAACACAAGAGAAUUCAUACUGGAGAGAAACCAUACAUAUGUAAUGAAUGUGGAAAAUCCUUUAGUGCACGUCUAUCUCUUAUUCAACAUCAAAGAAUUCAUACUGGAGAGAAACCCUAUGAGUGUAGUGAAUGUGGCAAAACCUUUAGCCAGAAAGGUCACCUUAUUCAGCAUCAGAGAAUUCACACAGGAGAGAAACCCUAUGAGUGUAAUGAAUGUGGGAAAGCCUUUAGUCAGAGUUUUAAUCUUAUUCACCAUCAAAGAACACAUAAUGGAGAGAAACCCUAUGAAUGUAAUGAGUGUGAUAAAGCAUUCAGUGUGCUUUCUUCCCUUGUUCAACAUCAGAGAGUACAUAACGGAGAGAAACCCUAUGAAUGUAAUAAAUGUGGGAAAGCCUUUAGUCAGGGUUCACACCUUAUUCAACAUCAGAGAAGUCACACUGGGGAGAAACCCUAUGAGUGUAAUGAAUGUGGGAAAACCUUUGGCCAAAUUUCAACUCUUAUUAAACAUGAGAGAACGCAUAAUGGUGAGAAACCAUAUGAGUGUAAUGAAUGUGGAAAAGCCUUCAGUCAGAGUGCACACCUUAUUCGACAUAGGAGAAUUCACACUGGAGAAAAUCCCUAUGAGUGUAAUGUCUGUGGGAAAGCCUUCAAUGUACGUUCAUCGCUUAUUCAGCACCAGAGAAUACACACUGGAGAGAAACCUUAUGAGUGUAAUGAAUGUGGAAAAGCCUUCAGUCAGCACUCACAGUUUAUUCAGCACCAGAGAAUUCACACUGGGGAGAAACCUUAUGUUUGUAAUGAAUGUGAUAAAUCUUUCAGUGCACGCUUAUCACUUAUCCAACAUAAGAGAAUUCACACUGGAGAAAAACCCUAUGAAUGCAGUGAAUGUGGAAAAUCAUUUCGCCAAAGCUCUCAUCUUAUUCGACAUCAGAGGAUUCACAGUGGAGAGCGACCUUUUACAUGUGAUGAAUGUGGAAAAACCUUCAGCCAGAGAAUAACUCUUAUUAGUCAUGAGAAGAUUCACACCAGAGAAUAA